UGAAGCUGAGUCGGCUGCACCAGAAUGAACCGCAACUCCAGGAAGGGGAAGUAGAAGCCCAGCUCCCUCCCUGCCAUGUCCUGUGAACCCCAGGCGGACCCUGGGGGGACGGCCAGCCCAUUGCCCACCUCCUCCCCUGGCUGGAGUGCCCUGCCUGCAGGGAGCCCUCCUGGCUGGGGGCAAGAGCUCCGCAAUGGCCAGGUCCUCACAGUUCUCCGGAUCGACAAUACCUGUGCACCCAUCUCAUUUGAUCUGGGAGCGGCAGAGGAGCAACUGCAGACCUGGGGCAUUCAGGUCCCGGCCGACCAGUACCGGAGCUUGGCUGAGAGUGCCCUCCUGGAGCCUCAAGUGAGAAGAUACAUCAUCUACAACUCCAGGCCUAUGAGACUGGCCUUUGCUGUGGUUUUCUAUGUGGUGGUGUGGGCCAAUAUCUACUCUACCAGCCAGAUGUUUGCUCUGGGGAACCACUGGGUGGGCGUGCUGCUCGUGACUCUGGCUGCGGUGACUCUGACCCUGACUCUCGUGCUGAUCUUCGAGAGACACCAGAGGAAGGCCAAUACCAACACGGACCUAAGGCUGGCGGCUGCCAAUGGAGCUCUCCUGGGACACCGGGUGCUGCUAGGGGUGACAGACACGGUGGAAGGUUGCCAGAGCGUGAUCCAGCUCUGGUUUGUCUACUUCGACUUGGAGAACUGCGUGCAGUUUUUGUCUGACCAUGUUCAAGAAAUGAAGACUAGCCAAGAGUCCUUGCUGAGAAGCCGAUUGAGUCAGUUAUGCGUUGUCAUGGAGACUGGGGUGAGCCCCAGGACGGCAGAGGGGCCCGAGCACUUGGUAGAGGAAGCUCCUCUGCUGCCUAGCAGUCCGCAUGCCACGGAGAGGCCACUCAUGCAGACCGAGCUUCACCAGCUCAUUCCUGAGGCUGAGCCAGAGGAAAUGGCCCGGCAGCUGGUGGCAGUGUUCGGUGGCUACUACAUCCGGCUCCUGGUGACUUCCCAGCUCCCCCAGGCAGCGGGAACACGACACACAGACUCUGAGAGGGCUCCAUGCCCCUGCCAGCUUAUAGAAGCCCACAUCCUAGGCACAGGGUGCUGCCCAUUCCUGGCCAGGUGACCCAAG
Messenger RNA from Orycteropus afer afer, 1116 nucleotides. RefSeq names its product transmembrane protein 268 (gene TMEM268). The record is from RefSeq and is a predicted model, not a curated record. Lineage: Eukaryota; Metazoa; Chordata; Mammalia; Tubulidentata; Orycteropodidae.